CAUGCGUCCAUUUAUAGCCUCUCGGCUGCGAACAAUCCUGUUAGGAGAUUUAAAAGUUGCUCCUGCUGGACACCAGCAUGCGCACGCUCGUCUCCCUCGCAGGCUCGGUGCUGGUUCUGGUGACUCGCCAGUGGCGGCCCGCCUCCUCCUCCUCCGGUUCCGUUUGAACGAAGCUGUCAGUCCGCCGCCAGAAGAGAGCAGAACGAACUCCGCGUCUCGGCAGAGGAGACCACCGGAAUCACAGACACGCUGACAUUGAAACGACUAGAUGGAUCUCUGACGCUGUCAGUUUUCACUGAGCGAACAUUUGGAUUUUUUUUUUUCUUUUAUUGAAUUAUUUUUUAACAGACAUUUCAGUAUCAUUUUGACGCGUCUUGGUGGCACGAUAAAGCGCACGGCUUUGCAUGUGAAGACUCCAUAUCCAGGUCACAGUGCUUGUUUACAGCUCAGAAAACCGGAAGUGCUCCGAGGACCCUGUAGGUGUCGAGAGAGCUGCUACGGUCGAUGACAUUAUUCUGCGGCUGAGGAUGCUAGUGAAGACCGUUACCAGAGGACACCCGGGAUGCUCCUGCAGGUCCAGUGCCUAGAUUACAGAGGUGACUGGCUUCAGGCAAUUAAAGGACAGUGGGAGAAACAAUAAAUCAAGUACCAGGAUGAUGUUGCCUGUGCAAAGCAUCUCAAGCAGCCCCAUAAUGAUGGCAUCUCUGAAGCACCGCCACAUGCACUCGAGCAGCAAGCCUGAAUGAAGAGAUUGAUAGAGGCUUCAUUGGCAUGUGCGGUUCAUCCAUGACCGAAGAGGAAAAGGAUAAGUGGAUCCUUGUUGGCAGUGAAAACUGUUGAAAUACCAACUGAUCCUUCAAGCCAGUGCUGAGCUGAAGCAGCGUUGCCCGUCUUACUUUUCGACCCUCUAAAGGACUAUCAGAGAAGCACCAAUGGCCUGCUGCUCACACGGGGUGAAGAGUGCCUUGUUUUGGUCGGUCACCAUCGUAUGUCUGAUUCAGAUGGGCGGAGUCGAUGGGGACUGCUGGUUGAUCGAAGGAGAAAAGGGCUUUGUUUGGCUUGCAAUUUGUAGCCAAAACCAACCUCCUUACGAGGCCAUCCCGCAGCACAUCAACAGCACCAUUGUGGACCUCCGACUGAAUGAAAACAAAAUCAAAAGCAUCCACUAUUCUUCCCUGAGCCGCUUUGCCAACCUGACCUACCUGAACCUGACCAAGAAUGAUAUAUCGUACAUCGAGGACGGGGCUUUUUCUGCCCAGUUCAAUUUACAAGUACUUCAGAUGGGCUUCAAUAAGUUAAGGAAUCUCACCGAAGGGGUCCUCAGGGGGUUAGGAAAGCUGCAGUACCUCUACCUCCAGGCAAACUUGAUUGAGACUGUGACACCCAAUGCCUUUUGGGAAUGCCCCAACAUUGAGAACAUUGAUCUCUCCAUGAACAGAAUUCAGCAGUUAGAUGGGUCGACGUUUACCAGUUUGACUAAACUCACGACCUGUGAGCUCUACACGAACCCCUUCAACUGCUCCUGUGAAUUGCUCGGUUUUGUCAAAUGGCUUUCCGUUUUUCCAAACAGAACCAACGAGAGAAUGGUCUGUGACUCUCCACCUGGUGUUUCUGGUUUUAGCUUGCUGAGUCAGAAUCCGAACAAUCCCACGUACCGAAACGCUCUGCACAUGCUGACCACGGUGUGUACCGACGACGAUGCUACGCCCUUUUUCCCUCUGCCCCCCGAGCCAACAACACUUCCCCCGGACGUGACAUUUUGCGAUGACUGUCCCUCAGGCACGGAGCCGGAAGACAUUACCAUCAAUACAGUCUUCAAUGAAGUAGUCGAGGUGAAUCCGGUGAUGAAACUGAAGCAAGUGACGAACAACGGCGCAACAAUCACGGUUCAGAUCCCGCAUCCUUUCAAAAAAAUGUACAUCCUGGUUUUGUACAACAACAGCUUUUUCACGGAUAUUCGAAACCUGAGAGACAUAAAGGAAGACAUUGAAUUAAAGGACCUGAAACCACACACCAACUACACGUACUGUGUGGCCUCGAUCCGGAACUCUCUCAGACGCAACCACACUUGUCUGAAACUCACCACUGGACCUCAGAAUGGAAAGGACAGGAUUGUAAACAAUGCAACUGCCACUCACUACAUCAUGACAAUCCUCGGCUGCCUCUUCAGCAUGGUGGUUUUCCUGGGGGUGGUCUACUACUGCUUGAGGCGGAAGCGUCAGCAGGACGAAAAGCACAAAAAGACGGAAAGCCUGAAGAAAAAUAUCAUGGAACUUAAAUACGGCCAAGACAUGGACGGUGGGACACUUUCGCGAAUGUCUCAGAAGCAGCUGUUAGCGGGCGAGAGCAUGGCGCGCAUGCCAUACUUACCGUCAGCAAGUGAGAUGGAGCAGUACAAAUUUCAGGAAAUGAGCGAAACCCCAAAAAUGAUGAAAGGCAACUACAUGGAGGUGCGAAGUAUGGACCAUCAUGAACGCAGGGAAUGUGAGAUGGGAAUGCCGGGAAACAGCCAAGGAUCUGUGGCAGAGAUCUGCACCAUCGCAAAGGAAGUGGACAAAGUGAAUCAGAUCAUCAAUAACUGUAUCGAUGCCCUAAAAUCGGAAUCCACGUCUUUCCAAGGGGGGAAAUCCGGAGCGGUGUCCAACGCAGAGCCCCAGCUGAUGCUGAUAUCGGAGCAUCCCCAUCAACAUAAUAAAUCCAAUCUGCUGUCCCCCGUCUACCCGGACAGCUACCACCACUCACUGCAGAGACACAGAAGCUCCGAUGCCUCACCCAAGAGGCCAAGCACCGCCACAGGAGGGCCAAUGAGAAGCCCCAGGCCUUACCGUUCUGAAUCCAAGUAUAUAGAGAAAUCUUCCCCGACAGGAGAGACCAUCCUCACUGUUUCCCCGGCCGCCGCCAUCCUGAGGGCCGAGGCAGAGAAAAUCCGUCAGUACAGUGACCAUCGCCACUCAUACCCUGACGCGCAGAUCGAGGAGCUUGAAGGACCCGACGGCCACAAGUCCUCCAUGCUGGAGCCACUCACUCACUCUCGCUCUAGAGACUUAGCGUAUUCUCAGCUGCCAUCCCAGUAUCACAAUUUGAGCUACUCGUCCAGUCCCGAAUACUACUGCAAACCAUCGCACAGCAUCUGGGAGCGUUUCAAACUUCACCGGAAGCGCCACAAAGAUGACGAGUACAUGGCUGCAGGCCACGCGCUGAGGAAGAAAGUUCAGUUUGCAAAGGAUGAGGACCUGCAUGAUAUUUUAGACUACUGGAAAGGCGUGUCAUCCCAACAUAAAUCCUAACCUCUUUAGGGUGUUUUUAAUGGACCACGUAUCCCAGAAGUGGCGCCAGAACCUCACUGGUCAGUGGAUACUUCCGGAUAAGAAUCACGACUCACUCAUAUGUGCUACGUUCCCUUAUGACUGUGAGGAAAAUGGUCUGCAGAAUCUUUAAAUUUGUCGUAUUAUGUAACGCCUUUGACGGCAAUUUAUCCAUGAAGAAGAGAAAAUAUCACAGAUGAAUAAUAUAUAUGUUACAAUGGAUUAUAGGUUUUGGGUAUCGCAUGGCCAAGUCCUGUGACAGUGGAUUUGCUGUUGUGUAAUAUGAAACAACUAUAUGAAGAUAUGUCUAUUGAAACUGUGGAUAUUUUUCGACGAACUAUCUGCACCGUUCAGACAGAAUGAAGACUUUUUUUUUUCUUGUUCCUCGCGUAUAUUUAAAUGAAAUGGAAAUUAUGUACAGAUACGAUUUUCUAUAUUUGCAAUGUCUGCUGUGUACAUGGAAAAGUGGUGGUGAAUAAAUCAGGUUUAUCAAAACGGAGCACUGUUCCUCAAAAUUAUACUGAAGCUAAAAGAUACAGCAUGUGCUGCUAUAAACCUGCCAGAACAUUUCAAACUUCUCUCACCUUUAUUUUGUAUUUCUCAUGGUAGAUAAUGUUUUCAACGUUCACUCGCUUUCAUGAAAAAUCAUUUGUAUCUUUGUUACCAAAGUAGAACAAUAUGAAGUGUUUACAAUAAUUCUGCACAGUCUGGGAAUUGUAUGAUCAUAAUGCAGUGGGUUUUUUUUCCCCCUCUCUUUUUUUUUUUUAAGUUAUGAAUAAAGAAAUCUGGAAACACAUAUAUAACAUUCAGAAUAUGGCAUCUACUCAGACUCAAUUGCGUUUAAAACCACAAGAAGAAGACACUGUUUUGUCAGCUGCACUGCAGAGCCCGAUACAUGAAUGUAACAGAUACACAUUCUGACACGUCUAUGGCAGCUUUUGUUUAUGUUCCUGUUCCUCCCAGUCUAUUUACAGCCGUGUCACUUCUUUUACUUCGGUUUCUUCCAGUGUAUAAUACUGCAUAAUGCCUAAUCCGAUUAAUCCUGGAGGUAGUAGGACCUUGUUGCUUGCUGCAUCUUACGUUCAACUGCGUGGCUGUUCAAUCUUUUUGUAUAUUAUGAACAAUAAGUACCGGGCGAAUAUCAACAUGCUAGACUAAAAUUUGAGAAUGUGAAACGGAAUCCUCUGACUCACUGGCUGUGAAUUUGUAAUAUCUUAUUUUGUUUUCUAUUUGUAGUAAAUAAACUAUAACAUGUUUUGUCUUUGCAAGUACAGUGCGGAAACUUACAGUACUGCUUUCAUGCCGGCUCAUCGAUGGUUAAUAGUGGAGUAAUGAAUGAGCAGUGCUCCUUUCAUCAGCUAAAUAAUUGCAUUUGUGCAGUUCAAUGAAUGUCAAUUUAUCACUCAAGCGACACAUUAUCUGAGCUCAUGAUCAUAAUUUUAUUUGAGAUCACAGUCAUCCGUCUCCAUUUUAUCAGACACUGCACCUUUUCCUUCCAUGAAAAUCGUAUAAGAGGAAGUGAUGUGCGACUGACCGUUACGUUGUCAAAUAAUCGUGGGAUGGGGCCGAACAUAAAAUGCAUUUACCGCCAUGUUUUUCCGUCAGAAGGGUGGAAGAUUCAAGAUGGGUGAACGUCACUUUUGUCACACAGACACACUCUUCUUAUGUCUGUCGGAAUUAUCCAGCCGCCUCAAUGGUGUAGUGUGACUUCAAUGGCUAGAGUUAGUUUACUUAUUGUCAUGGACGAUUCUUGAAAUAUACAUUGUGAAUAUGUCACAAUUCAGAUGAACAAAUAUGUAAAGAAUCUCAAUCUUUUUUUUUUUACUUAUUUUUUUUUUAAACUUACAGCAGUCACCACAACGCCAACAAGGGCCGAUCGCUCACAGUGGUCCAGGUGACUGCUCAGAGAGUUUGUGUUUUUGCUCAGACUCAUGAAAAAUGAGAAUGGUCCGGGAUCAAUCCACCGUCUCCACCAGAACCUCAUUGUCUUCCCUAGUCACCCCUACCUCUUCACGUCCUCCUCUGCUGGGUCCAUGAACAUAACUGAUCGUCUUCAGCUCCUUUUGCUGGGUACUAAUAUGUCUAACAGUCUUUGUCCAACAUGACUUUCCUCUCCCAACGUAUCCCAACCAUCUGAGUCCUUAACUUUGCGACAAAACCUGCGCUGUCCAUCUGAUAUACCAUUCUAGUCUUGUCCCUCCUAGUCAUUCCCAAAGAAAGCCCAAGUAUCUUCAACUUCACAGCUUCUAACUCUACUUCCGAGGAUGUUAUAUCAAAUACACACUGGAUAUAUUCGGACCUUUACCUUGGAAGCUUUACAUCAAUUCAAAGGUGCAGAAGCCACACUGAUAUAUAGUGACCAUGCUUGAUAGUGGGUCUGCGUCUCACUGUGUACACAUGGAUAGUGUACACAGCCCUGCCAUCAUGGCUUCUCAAUCUGAUCCACAGAAUAGCCGCAGGUUUUUGUCUCAACCAAAAAAGCAGCACCAGACUGACAAGUAACCGACUAUUGUUGCGGACACCAGUUUGGUGAAACAAUAUGUUCUUUAUUUUAGUGACAAUGGAAGCCCCAUUUUAACCUGGAACUAGAAAGCACUGUAAACUCAAGCACACAAUACAAUAAACAAAAUGAGGACAUUUUGAGGACACCGAUACAAGCAGAACCCUUUCCGUCUCAGGUUGUCCCUCCUUGGUGACUCCACCUGUUCCACCCUACCUGCACUCUCUUCUCCACCUCCCCUGAUCGCUGACCAUUACUCUACGUCCCAGAAAUUUCACAGCAUCUUUGCUGUUCCUCCUGACUGCCUCACACUUUAAACACAGUCUUCACUCCAUCUACUAAAAAAAUAAAUUUAAAAAAUUAAUAAAAUCUUCCUGAAUCUGUUUCGAUAAAUGAAUGACAACUCGGAUGAUCACAGCAUUUUUUGCCCCAGAUUCUUAAAGGAUGCCCAGCUGGCCAGGCGUACCAUCAUUUAUUUAAAAAUCAUAUGCACAUCUUUCAGGAAGAGAUCGUUAAACCAGGUCCUCAUUGUCACAUUUCUGCUUCUGUCUAAUGUGGGUCAUGCACGGCGCCGUUAUUACUCAUUUAUGUGCUAUGAACCAUUCAUGAGCCUGAUUGGAAAGCGUUAUGUAAGCACGCUGUGAAGUGUUAACAUGGUUGUCUGACUUAAUAUUUCAACCGCCUUAAAAAUUUCAAGAUAUGUGUACAAGUGUAAAUUCUACUUUGUUUAUGAUACUGUUACGUUCCAUUUGUUGUUAUUUUUAUAAAUAUAAAUACAUAUAAAGGGUUUCAACAUUAAUCUGUCAGGUUUAUUUAGUAAUUUAGUGGGUUUAUUAAUUUGUUUUUUUUUUUUGGUUUUGUUUUUAUACCGCGUACUGUAGCACUAGUGUAUAAUAAGAGUUUGAAGUGGUGAGAAACUUCUAGGAAGAAAAACAGUUGUUAUUCAAGUGCAUCAAAAUAAUGAAGAGCACAAACGUGUAUUUCAUUUUUUUAAUUGGUUCUUUUUCUUAAUACUAUGUUAUCUGCUUUCAGACAAAGUACUGUGAAAUAAA
This is a messenger RNA of Synchiropus splendidus (mandarinfish), 6857 nucleotides long. It is a transcript of the gene elfn1a, whose product is annotated as extracellular leucine-rich repeat and fibronectin type III domain containing 1a. NCBI's taxonomy places the organism in Eukaryota, Metazoa, Chordata, Actinopteri, Syngnathiformes, Callionymidae. The coding region runs from base 933 to 3287 and encodes 784 amino acids. The record is from RefSeq and is a predicted model, not a curated record. Gene Ontology annotation, molecular function: protein binding. Gene Ontology annotation, cellular component: plasma membrane. The transcript is spliced from 5 exons.